AUGUCUUCUCCACCAGCAGCGCCGAGCAGUCCGCCUCAGGACAACUAUGGCCCUGACGAACAACUACGCAGCGAAGCAGCAGCAUCGCAGAACUCUCUACAACCCCCUACCGAUGGAACCACACAAUCACAACUUCCUCCAGCCUCUUCACCACUCUUCUUCCAAUCUUCGCCUGCAGCCAAUGCGGGCGCCGAUGGCAUGAGCUCGCCUAUGAGGGCUGAGUCCACACUACCGAGCGACGGCGACUCGUCCCCAAUCCGUUAUGCAUCCAGUUCCAGCGGAGCACCUUUGCCUACGGGUAACAGGACCAAUCAACUCAGAAGCGACAGCAGCGGCCUGUUUGUGCGUUCUCCCUACUCUGGAGGCCCCGUCGGUGCAGCCAACAGACGCCACGACAUUGAGUCAGACAUUCUUUCCGGUGGCGGUCGAAGGAGACUCUUCGUAGACGAGCAAGGAAGACCCACGCGCGAUGAAACAUCACACUCCGAUACUGCCACCUUCUCCAACGUCGAUCCUCACACCUCUGAAGCUAACAUUCUCGGAGGCCAUUCAACCAGAACUGUCUGGGGUACCAACAUCAGUGUCUCGGACACAUUGAGCACAUGUCAGAGCUUCUUCCGUGACUUCCAGAAGAAGUACCGCAUGCGCUACGAUGGGAAAGUCACAGACACUCAAAAUCUGCCUGCCGACCAUCCUGGAAACGAGAAGGUCUACAUGGACGCACUUGAGUUGAUGCUGGAUCUGGGAACAAGUCAGCUCAACUUGGACAUGGAGAACCUCAAAGCAUAUCCCUCAACGCAAAAGCUGUGGUAUCAGAUGCAGAAUUUCCCUGCCGAAAUCCUUCCCAUCUUCGAUCAGGCCUUGAAGGACACCAUGUACGAGCUGGCAGAGAAGCGCAUGUCAGAAAUGCGCAUUCCAUCACAACGUCAUCAAUCCGCUAGAGAUGACUCUGUCCCAGCCAUGCCCUCUUCAGAUAUCGAUGCUACCACACCGCGACCUACCCAGAACGAGAACAUUCCUGAUCUUAUCCAGGAAGUCGAGAGUCGCAUCUUCAGAAUCAGACCUUUCAACAUGGGCAAGACUAUCAACCUGCGCGACCUUAACCCGGGAGAUAUGGACAAGAUGGUCAGCGUCAAGGGUCUCGUCAUCAGAACCACACCUAUCAUUCCCGACAUGAGAGAAGCCUUUUUCCGAUGCUCUGUAUGUCACCAUACUGUCAAGGUCGAUAUCGAUCGUGGCAAGAUCGCCGAGCCUACUGUCUGCCCUCGCGAGGUUUGUGCUUCUCCCAAUUCUAUGCAGAUUGUACACAACCGUUGCGUUUUCUCCAACAAGCAAGUCAUCAAACUGCAAGAAACCCCUGAUCGUGUGCCUGAUGGUCAGACUCCCCACUCAGUCUCGUUAUGCGUGUACGACGACCUGGUAGACGUCUGCAAAGCUGGUGACAGAGUUGAGAUUACUGGUGUGUUCAAGUGCAACCAAGUUCGCAUCAACCCCCGCCAGAGAUCAGUCAAGAACAUCUUCAAGACAUAUAUCGACUGUGUCUUCAUCAAGAAGGUCGACAAGCGUCGCAUGGGUAUCGACAUCUCAACACUCGAGGAGGAGUUGUCAGAGCAAGCUUCUGGUGGUAAGGAAGAGGUCAGAAAGGUCAGCGCAGAGGAAGAGGCAAAGAUUCUCGAGACUGGCGCUCGACCUGAUGUCUAUGACCUGCUAUCACGAUCCUUAGCCCCCAGCAUCUACGAAAUGGACGACGUGAAGAAGGGUAUCCUACUUCAACUCUUCGGUGGCACCAACAAGUCGUUCGAGAAGGGUGGUAGCCCUAAAUAUCGUGGCGACAUCAACGUCUUGCUUUGUGGUGAUCCCUCAACAGCAAAGUCGCAGAUCCUCUCCUACGUUCACAGAAUCGCACCGCGUGGUGUCUACACCAGUGGUAAGGGUUCGUCCGCUGUUGGUCUGACCGCCUAUGUCACUCGUGACCCCGAGACACGGACACUUGUCCUGGAGUCUGGUGCUCUUGUUCUGUCAGAUGGUGGUGUCUGCUGUAUUGAUGAAUUCGACAAGAUGAAUGACUCGACACGAUCAGUUCUGCACGAAGUCAUGGAACAGCAGACUGUCUCUAUCGCAAAGGCUGGUAUCAUCACCACCCUCAAUGCAAGAACCAGUAUUCUAGCAUCUGCCAAUCCUAUUGGCAGUAAGUACAACCCGAACUUGCCUGUGCCGCAGAACAUCGAUCUGCCACCUACACUGCUUUCACGUUUCGACUUGGUGUACCUCGUGCUUGACCGCAUCGACGAGAUGAAUGACCGUCGCAUGGCGAAGCACUUGGUCGGCAUGUACCUCGACGACGCCCCCGAGAACGCCAGUGCAAAUGAGAUUCUCAUCUCAGAAGAGGCAUCAAAAGCUUUGGUAGAUGCCUACGUCUCUAUGCGCGGUCUCGGUGCCGACGUGCGCGCCGCAGACCGCCGUAUCACAGCCACAACCCGUCAACUGGAAUCCAUGAUCCGCUUGGCCGAAGCACAUGCAAAGAUGCACCUGCGUAGUGAAGUCCUCGCUGACGAUGUACACGAAGCUGUUCGCCUCAUUCAAUCAGCACUCAAGCAAUCAGCCACAGACGCAAGGACUGGAUUGAUCGAUAUGGGUCUGUUGACCGAAGGCACCAGUGCUUCUGAAAGAAAACGCAAGAGUGAUCUCAAGGAUGCGGUGCUCAGUGCUGUGGACGAUAUGCUCAGGAGUGGCACUUCGAGUGUUAGAGUUCAAGAUGUGUUGAGACGUGUAGGCGAGGAUUCGACUGUUCCUGUCGAGUCUGUCGAGUUGGCUGAGGCGUUGCGCGCUCUUGAGGGAGAAGGCAAGUUGUUGAUCUCGGGAGAGGGACAGAGACGUAGUGUCAGAAGGGUCACUGGUAUGGCUUGA
Molecule: messenger RNA, 2907 nt
Organism: Aureobasidium musti
Lineage: Eukaryota; Fungi; Ascomycota; Dothideomycetes; Dothideales; Saccotheciaceae
Source: the annotation of a GenBank genome assembly